This is a messenger RNA of Saccharomycopsis crataegensis, 1572 nucleotides long. RefSeq lists its product as uncharacterized. Bases 1 to 1572 code for a protein of 523 amino acids. NCBI's taxonomy places the organism in Eukaryota, Fungi, Ascomycota, Saccharomycetes, Ascoideales, Saccharomycopsidaceae. Gene Ontology annotation, molecular function: protein binding. The transcript has a single exon. The record is from RefSeq and is a predicted model, not a curated record.
AUGAAUUUUGCAGAAGAAGUAUUUCAAGGAUUCAAUUUCUCACAUGAUGCCGCAGACAUCAAAACAAAUCUCCCGAUUCAUCUUCAACUAGUGGAAAGGAGCGAGUUCAUGAAGAAAUUGGAGACCAAUGAAAGUAGUUCAAGUCUAGGAAGUCUAACUCCAGAGUCAAGCUCGUCUCUUGAUUCUCCUGAUCCACCAUCUUUUGGCAAACACAGAUACUCAACAUAUUACGAGAGGCUGCCGUUUUUCAAAAACCCAUUUUCCCCAAAUAAUAGAAAAGCCCAAAAACUAAACUACUUGACGUCUUCUAUCUCCCCAAACUCUAGCAAAUUUGUUCUUGUCCAUUGUGAUAAAUGGUUGGUGUACUCCGUGAAUGCCGAUGAGCCAACGCUAUUGUGUUGCGGUAAAAUAAACGGUGACCACGGGCCUGAUUUUGACUCCUUGACCAAAGAAUCAAGGAUUUCUCUCAAAAACAAAUCAUUAAAAUACAAAUCCUGUGCUAUCAACGAAAGACUAUUAGUCUUGACGUGCACUGAUGGGUCUCUUAGAGUUCACGAUAUGAUGGAAUGCGGGAAGCUCCUAUACCAAUAUGGGGCUGGCCUCCAAAUUGAAUCCGUGGAUAUAUCUCCGAAAAACGAAAUGAUUGCCUGUGGAUUACAAGGCAGAAACAAAGAAACCAGGGGAAGUAUCAUCUUGGUGAUAAGCCUUGAUUUCAAAAAACCUAAAAUGGCCGAUGGGUUAACUCCAGAGCUUGUAGCAAAGCUCAACGGUUUGAGUCUUGGUGAUGGUCGGGAUUUCGUAUCCCCACCUCAAAAGAAAUUCUUGAAAAAAAUUGGAUCCAAAUCAUCGUUGAAAAACUUGAAAAAAGCUGCCGAAAAACAAAAUGAGUCGAUGACCGUCAGUGCCCCAGUUCUCGAAUUGAAGCUUUACAAAUCAGACAGAAAGCUUAUCACCGUGCCGUACCAUGGUAUUGUCGAUAAUGUCAAGUUUUCUUCCACUGGUGAUCGUUUGAUCUUUUCUACUUAUAAAAGCGAAUCGAAAUUCGUAGUCUUUGACGUCACAAAACCUCUGAAUAUCAAAUUGCUUAUGAAGUCUUCCAGAACCCCAGAAAAGAGCCCUGUCAGCGAAGGGAUCACUGAUUUUCAAUUAUUUGGCAAAGAUGAUUCUUUCAUGUUAAUUUCUUCCAACUCGCCAAACGCUCCACCAAUGAUCCUCAAUACCAAAAUUGAUACAAUUAUCGACAAGGACCAAAAACCAGUCCAGCCAAAAAGAGUCUUGAGAUUGGAUGGCCUUGGAAGCAAAGUCCACAAAUGCUGUAUAAACUCUACCAACGAUUUGGCGGCUUUUUUGACCACCGACGGUAAGAUAUGGUUAGCCCAGUUAACCAAAGAUGAACUGCAAAAUUAUAUCCUCAAGAAAUUGGAACUCAUUGACAAAGUAUCUGGCUCCUCUUGUUAUAAAAAUACUGCUAGUAUGAGAUUUUCCCCAGACGGUACUAAGAUGUUGAUUGUUGACUUGAAAGGUGUCAUGUUUGUCCAGAAUUUCUCCAGUAUUUUGAAUAAAAGAGCCUAA